AUGUCGUUCAAGCUCUGGGGAACAGUGCUAGCUUCGCUGAUAGCUUUUCUCUCGAUGGGUGCUUUCGCUACAUGGCUUUACCAAAAAUGUGCAGACGACACUACAAUUUUGGGUAUUAUUUUUUCGACCACAACUAAACUUACAGCCAACAUUGUUCCGCAAUUAUGGCAUGGAUUCUCCCAACUUUUUGCUGCCGUACGUACUCUCAUAAAGUUUCUAUGGAGACACAAAUGGGUCGUACUUGGCGUAGUUUCCUUCUUUGCUGGACCCACCAUAUAUUUCUUCCGAGAUAGGGUUAUCCCAUUCUGCGACCCAUGGCGAAACAACAACAACCAAUUUGUUACGACAUUGCCUUACUCGCGAUUCAUCUCGGACGUCGCCAUCUACAGCUGUUGUCGCUCUGGCCUUGCCCGUGAUACUGCUAUUCUCAACAUCGUCACAUUCAACAAACUAGCCAAUGUCUCCUUGGAGUUAUCAUCCCCUCUCGUCGAGACCACAGAGCUGGAAACAGCUUACUCGGAAACCAAAUCUGCUUCGGAGUGGAUCGCGGCCGAGACGCGACAGAUCAGCACUCUACCACCAAGUGUUGCAAUGCUACAAGACACAUUGAUGUCCGUUAGUGACUUCAAGUCCACGUUUCUACACUCGCGCGUUCGAAGCUUGACGGAACUCGACAGCAGCCUUCAGGACUUCAAGCGAGAAAUCAAAUAUCGCCGCGACGCAGACGACACCUCCAUCUCAAUAUCACGAACGAUUUCAACCAGAAGUCUCCUGCCAAAACCGUGGUCGAAAGACUUAUCCUACCAACUCAAAACUACAUCUCAAUUCCGAGGGCUUCUCAAUUCGCUUUUCAAAGACGCUUCGGAGCUCCUGGAGCUCGUCCAUACUACCAAAGAGAAAGUUGAAACAAUUGGUGGCUAUAUCGUGUUCCUCCGGUAUCUCAAGCUGGGCGGUCAGAUGCCUAGUGAUCAGAGAAGUCGCUACUUUGAACGGGUCACUGGUGCGCCCGCCAUCGAGAUCCUAGCUUUCGAAGAAAUCAUGAAAGAUUUCAAUCAACCAAACCUCGAGCUCACCAUCUUCAACCUGUUACCACAGCUCAAGUCUGCCAGAAAGACAUUGAAAAAGAUACUCGCUAUUCGAGCUGAAGGCGAUAAAUUGGGCUUGAUGCCUAGUGAGGAAAGAGAAAGAGUGGAGAGUUGGUUGAGUGGUAAGGUAGAGAAUGUGGGUGAUAUCGAACAGGAUCUGGAGACGAGGAUCGAAGUCUUGAAGGAGUUGAAGAUGGAAUUAAAUGUGAUGAAAGCGAGCUUGCCAGUGAAGCGGGCAGUUGAGAGGAAGAAAAGGACUGGAAGCUUUUGA
Messenger RNA from Mollisia scopiformis, 1356 nucleotides. RefSeq lists its product as uncharacterized. Lineage: Eukaryota; Fungi; Ascomycota; Leotiomycetes; Helotiales; Mollisiaceae. Bases 1 to 1356 code for a protein of 451 amino acids. The transcript is spliced from 3 exons. The record is from RefSeq and is a predicted model, not a curated record.